Messenger RNA from Gossypium arboreum, 1746 nucleotides. RefSeq names its product U-box domain-containing protein 9-like. Bases 351 to 1619 code for a protein of 422 amino acids. The record is from RefSeq and is a predicted model, not a curated record. Lineage: Eukaryota; Viridiplantae; Streptophyta; Magnoliopsida; Malvales; Malvaceae. Gene Ontology annotation, cellular component: cytoplasm; nucleus. The transcript has 2 exons.
AUUUAACUUGGGCUAGUUGAAAUGUCUUACAAUAUUUGCUACUUCCAAAUGAUAUUUUUCAGUUUAUCAAAUGAAUUGAGACGUACGUAAAAAAUCUCAAUCAAUUUUUAUUGGUGCUUUACAUAGUUAACAGUAAGAAAAUAGUCUCCCAUUUUCCUUUGCUUUUCUUUGCCCUCUCCCUAAUUAGAAUCCUGGAAAGAAUACAUAAAAAAAUCCAUUGAAUCAAACGCCAUUUUCAACCUUUUUCUGUUCCAUUAUCUUCUUAAACAGAUUUCAUCUUUGUUCCUCUUCAUUGGGUAUCAAAAUAUCGUUCCUUUCUAUUCCUAAUUAGAAUCUGCCAUUUUCUUUUAAUGGAUAGAAAAAAAGAGUCAGUAAAAACAAGGGAAGAAAUAGAGUUAAAGAAGGAAUUAGGGAAAGUGGUGAAGAAGAUUCUAAAAGAUGAGGAUUAUGGGUUUGAGAUUACAAUUGAAGCUAUAAGAAUAUUGUCUUGUUUAGCAGAAAUAAAGAUGAAGAAACCUGUUGGUCCUGCAAUGGACGAUACGAGUGUGGUUGAGAAAUUGAAGUCGCCUCUUUUAGAUGAAAUCAUGAGUGACAUUGUAGUUUUGGUCCCAAGCCAGACUUACGAUAGGCCACAAAGGAAGAAGCAGUCGAAAGAACAUAACCUAACAUGCCCGCCAUCGAUACAAGAAGUCAAUCGGGAUAUUGUUUUAAAAACGAGCACUGAGGCAGACCGGUCGUACUUGAACUCGUUGUUUGAAAUGAUGUCGUCCUUGGUUUCUGAUCAGAAGCAAGCUGCGAAAGAGCUUCGGAGACUAACAAAGACAACCAAAUCAUAUAAGGCAGCUCUUUGUGAGUCUACAAACAACAUCCCUCGGUUACUGAGUCCGUUAUCGAAAACCAAGUUUGAGCUAGACCCGGAUCUGCAGGAGGAUUUGAUCACCACAAUUUUUAACAUUUCACUUCAUGCCAACAAUAAGAAACAACUAUCAGAAAACCCUGUCGUCAUCCCUCUGCUUACUGAGUCCAUGAAAUUUGGAACCAUUAAAACAAGAAGAAAUGCUGCAGCCACUCUAUUAAGAUUAUCGGCACUCGAUUCCAACAAGUUCAUAAUCGGGAAUUCAGGUGUCGUUGCACCUCUACUCGAACUAUUACAUGAAGGGCACCCAUCAGAAAUGAAUGAUGUCGCCUUAGCAAUAUUCAGCCUUUGUAAAGUAUCUGAGAAUCGAACAAAGUUUGUCGAAACAGGAGCAGUGGAGGUGAUCAUGCAGAAGAUCAAGGAAGGUGUACUUGUGGAUGAGUUGUUGGUCAUUCUCGCAUUGCUAUCUACAAAUAGAGAGGCCAUUGAUGAACUUGGGGAUUCAAUAACCUUGCAAUGCUUGCUUCGAAUCAUAAGAGAUAGUAGCUGUGAAUGUAGCAAGGAAAAUUGCGUUGCAAUCCUAUACAAUGUGUGUUCAAAAGAUCUAACUUUGCUGAUGGUGAUCAGAGCAGAAGAGAUCAAAAAGCAUACUCUAGUGAAACUUGCAGAUACAGGGACUACAAGGGCUAGAAGGAAAGCCAUUAGCAUCAUUGCAAAAAUACAUAAAGCUUUUCCAGCUAUAUCUAUUAGGAAAUUCUUUUGACUAUUUGAAAUUCUUUUUUAUUUAACUACUAAUAAUCAUUUAGUUCAAGGUAUUGAAAAACGCAUAUGUAAUGACAUUGAUAAUUAAUUAAUUUUUAAAUAAUUAAUUGAAUUAGAAAAUUCAAAGA